Prorocentrum cordatum is the source of this 3096-nucleotide messenger RNA. The record is from the annotation of a GenBank genome assembly. NCBI's taxonomy places the organism in Eukaryota, Dinophyceae, Prorocentrales, Prorocentraceae.
AUGCCGCAGCUGGCCGCCCUCCGCUGGGCUCUGGCAGCGCCCCCGCCGUGCCCGCGCCGCGCCGUCGAGGCCGAGCCCGAUGGGGCCGGCCUCGGGGCCAGGGCCAGGGCGGCGGCCUCCGCCCUGCCCGCGCCGCUCGGGCUGCGCGCGGCGGGCGGCGGCGCGCUGCGCGACUCGCUGCUGCAGACGCCCCCGCUGCUGGAGGCGCUGCGCGAGGCGCCGCGCAGCGACAGAGCGCGGCGGCGGGUCUCGAAGCUCUUCGAGGACCAGAGCCCCGGCGAGGACAAGAGGCUGGGCUACGGCCAGGUGCUGGCGUUGCUGCGGCAGCUGUGGUCGGGGCAGUUGAGGCUGUCGGGGAGCGUACUCGAGGACGCUGAGAACGACGCCGCCGCCCUGCUGAUCUCCCUCGACCUGGACAAGGAUGGGAGGGUCGGGCUUGACGAGUUCAUCGACUUCUUCGCUGCCGUCACGGAGGCAUCCGAGGUGGGCGCAGGUCGCGGCUUCCACAGCUAUCUGCUCCAGAAUUGGGUCGGCGAUUCGGUCUCCGGUGCCCGGCUGUCCGUGCCCUACGGGGUGGGCAUCCUCGGCCGCACGGCGCUGGGUCUCUCCGACAGCAUGGACAUGCUCAGCCAGGACAUACGUUACACGUUCCGGCUGCUCAACAAGCUGCUUGACGGCGAGGAGAUGGAUGAGGUGGAGGUCUCGAUGCUGAGGCGAGCCGCGAGUGAUCUGGUGACCUACGUGCCCCACAUCGCCGUCGCGAUGUGGCCCCUUCCCCUGUACGGCCACGCCUUCGUCUUCGCCCUGGUCAAGACCUGCGCGCCCCACCUCUGCCCGUCGUCCUUCGGCGGGUCCAGGCUGCGAUUGGCAGGCGCGCUGCGGUCCGUGCGGCAGCACCCGGAGUACCAGGCGUGGUGGUUGUUCGGGGAGGGGCCCUCAGAGGAGGUCGACGAGGCCGUGGCGGGCAUCCUUGGGCUCGGCACGGGCGACUCCGCGGCGCGGAAGACAGGGAUCAACGAGCUGUUCAGGAAGCUGGAUGAGCAUGACACCGGCAGCGUCACUCACACGCAGGUGUUGAGCAUCGUCCAGUCUGUUUGGAACGGCAGGCUCAGCCUGCCCAUGCUGAGGAUGGACGACGUUCGCAUGGACGCGACCUCUCUCAUGGUGGCCCUGGACAGCAAGGGCACCAGUCUGAUGACGCUGGGCCAGUUCUCUGAGUUCCUGGAGACCCUGGCAGACGUGGUCAACUCGUACACCAACGAGGAGCUUCUCAACCUGACCAGCUUCCAGGCCGACGGGCAGAAGCAGCAGGCCGUCAGCAGUUUCGUCUCCGUCGCGCGGGCGGGCCUGGUGCAGCUGGUGGACGGCCUGUCCAUCUUGGCUCGCGACGUGCAGCAUGGGGCCCGCCUGGCCUUUUUCUUCCUCGGCAUCCGGGCUGCGAGGGGCAGGACCCUGUCAAACAUGGACGCUGCCAUGCUGAACAGGGCUGGCAGAGACGCCUUAACCCUCGUGCCGUACGCGGCCGUCUACUUUGCUCGCACCACGCUGUUCCUCCAGAUCUUGGCGAUCGUGCUCAUCUGGAAGAACGUGCCCUCGUGCAUCCCCUCCGCAUUCAGCAAGCACCGCCGGAGGCUGGCGAGCGCCUGGCGCGCCAUCGCCGCCAAGAAGCGGGAGCGGGUCUACGCCGACUGGCUGAGCUUCGAGCGGUCGCGCUCCUCCAGCCCGGACGACGGCGCGGCAGAGCCGGGCGCGCAGGGGCGGGCGCAGGAGCUCUUCGAGCAGCACGACGCGGACGGCGGCGGCACGCUCACCUACGGCAGGGCGCUCGGCCUGGUGAGGGCGGCGUGGGGCGGCACGCUGCGGCGGCCGCACCACCCUGGAGGCUUCGUCCUGCUGGACGUCGUGGCGCUGAUGGCCCAGUGCGACCGGGACGCCGACGGGGCCCUGACGCUGGCCGAGUUCACGGAGCUCCACGAGGCGCUGCAGCGCUUCUCGCUGGAGCCCCGCGCGGCCGGGGAGGCGCCCGCCGGGCCGCCGGCCCGGCCGCGCGGCGUGGCGACCGGCGCGACGGCGCCUGCAGCCGUGGCUCGCAGGUGCGACCCUGGUGACAUGGACGCUUAUCGGCGGCGCCUGGUCAGCUUCAAGGCUCCCAUGUGGUUCAACAAGCCGCUCGGCGCCAGCCCCAUCGAGUGCGCCGUGCGCGGCUGGCGCUGCGCGGGGGCCGACGUCGCGGAGUGCGACUGCUGCGGCGGCCAAUUCCGAGUGGAGAGGCAUCCCGGCAAGGGCGGCUGGCUCGCGAACGGCGUGCCCGUGGCGCCCGCGGACGCCGCGGCCGAAGGGGGCGGCGCCGCCGGCGCCGCGGCGGGGGCGCCCUGCGGCCCUCGCGCGGCCUGGGCGGAGGCCUUGAUCCAGGGCCACUGCCCCUUCUGCCCCUGGCGGAGCCACGAGGUCCUUCUCGCGGACCAGUCCAAGCUCUCGGACCGCGAGGUGGCCGAGGCGGUGGAGCAGCGCCUGCAGGGCCUCCGCGCCAAUCUGCGAUGCGUGCCCAGCAUUGUCGACGUCGAUGGCGAGGCUGGUACGCAGGAUGGCGGCGGGCUGGCCACUUUGGCACGAGCAGGCUGGGAGUACGCGUGGCGCAUGGACUACGACGGAGUCUCGGUCGAGUACCUGCGCUGCACCCUGUGCCUGCGGGCGGUCGCGGCGCAGGCGUUCGCGCACCGGCGGAGGUCCACGGAGGGCGAGCCUCCCGCCAAGGCCGCCCGCAAGGCGGACGCGGGCGCCGGCGAGUUGCUGCCGCCGGAGCCCAAGCUCCGGAAGCUGCGGACGCCGGGGCCCCAGGCCGUGCCGCCCGGCGCGGCGGAGCUGUUGGACCCGUUUGCGUUGCACCGCUUCUACUGCCCGAUGUACAGCCGCCCCGACGACCGCUUAGGCGAGGCAGCGACGCGGGCGAUCCGCGCACACGCGGCCGCCGCGCCUGCAGAGGCCGCCGAGGCCGCAGACGGCAGCAGUGGCUGCGCCCCCGACGCCGCUGCGCUGGCGGCGGACGGCCCCGAGGAGCUGCUCCGCCAGCUGGGGGCAAUCCUGCCGCCGGUCUGA